Molecule: messenger RNA, 1878 nt
Organism: Symbiodinium pilosum
Lineage: Eukaryota; Dinophyceae; Suessiales; Symbiodiniaceae
Source: the annotation of a GenBank genome assembly
AUGCUGCGAAUGCGCUGCCUGCGCCCCCGUUUGGCAAGCCUGGCAAGCUGCACUGCGGCUGCACUGCGGCUGCACGGUCCUGAUUCCUGCAUCCACUUUGCAUGGCAACCUGAGGCUUACGUCCCGAUAUGUAAAGCAACGGAGAACAGCAGCAACACUGUCCUUCCAGUGCUCGGUGCUCUCACAGGAAGCCUGGCUGCAGCAUGCUAUCUGAACAAGUCCUCGAUUGAGUGCUCAGAGGAGGCUAACAGGCCCCCGACGGUGCGCAGAGUCAAAGUUGCUCGUGCGGCCGAUUUUCCAGAGGGAGAGCUUCGUCAGAUCCGAAUUCCUCCUACGAGUGACGGCGCGGGUGAGGGUGCCAUCCUGCUCACUCGCGUUGACGGAACGUUCUAUGCAACCGGUGCUUCGUGCAGUCACUACUCUGCACCCUUAGCUGAAGGAGUUGCAGCCAGGGACAAGAUGCAUGUCGUUUGCCCAUGGCACAAUGCAGCCUUUGACAUCCGUACUGGGCAGCCUGUUCGUGGUGCUGGCUUGCAAGCGAUUCCCACCUACAAAGUGGCAGUAGAGUCGGACGAGGUCGUAGUGGACCUUCCCCGAGACAUGGAUGACUUUGUGGCACCGGUCAUGGCACAACGAGAUAGCCAGGAUUCGAGAGUGUUUCUUGUGCUGGGCGGUGGAGCUGCAGGCGUGGCAGCGGCGGACGCACUGCGACAAGAAGGUUACACGGGCCGCAUUCUAUUGAUCACUGAAGAGAAGCACCUUCCCUACGACAGACCUGUGCUUUCGAAGAACUUGGGCAAGGCGUCCGAUCCCGGGUCCUUAAGUCUCAGGGAUCAGGAAUACUUCGACAAGCAUGAUAUUGAGAUACGGCGAUCUGCCAAGGUGGAGAAGCUCGAUGCUUCCAGCAAGACAGUUCACUUAGCUAACAGGCAGGCGAUCCAAUAUGAUGCUGCUGUCGUGGCAACCGGCGCAAAACCUAGAGAACUUCCGAUCAAAGGAGCAGAUCUAUCAGAGGUGCUAGCGCUACGAACGCCAGAGGAUGCACAGCGCAUAGCCGCUUGCUGCUCUAACGGGAAGAAGGUGGUUGUCAUUGGAUCAUCCUUCAUUGGCAUGGAGCUGGCUGCGACUUUGCGGCGGCGUGGCUGCGAGGUCACCGUCCUCGGCAUGGAGCAGGUGCCUUUUGAGCGCGUGCUGGGGGGCCGCUUGGGUGUUGCCCUCAAGGACUUCUUCGAAUCGAAAGGAAUCAAGUUCAUGGGCGGUAAAGUGGCAGCAGAGAUCAAACAGAAUGGAUCCUCACUGCAGGCCGUAUUGAAGACUGGGGAGGUGCUGCAGUGCGACUCAAUUGUGGUUGGUGUUGGGGUGGUCCCCAACGCGGAUUUCAUCGACGGUGCCCAAAAGGCAAGGGAUGGCUCGCUCGUGGUGAACGAGUAUCUUAAGACCAGCGCAGACGGCCUCUUUGCUGCUGGGGAUGUCUGCACUUACAGGUGCAGUAGUGGCUCAACUAUGCGAGUGGAGCACUGGGAUGUGGCAACCAGUCAGGGGCGAAUUGCAGCGAAGAACAUGCUGGGAAAGGAUGAAAGGUUUGAUCAGACCCCUUUCUUUUGGACAUCCCUCUUCGGCAAAAACCUGAGAUACGUUGGCCAUUGUACAGAGUUUGAUGAGCUGGUGGUUGAUGGUGACCUGAAGAAGCUGAAGUUCGUUGCGUACUACUGUCUUAAGAAUGAGGUGAAGGCUGUGGCAACCAUGUCGCGAGACCCUGUGGCAGUUGUGGUCGGAGAGCUCAUGCGUAUGGGAAAGAUGCCCUCAGCAAGUGACCUGAAGUCGGGGAAAAUCUCCACAGCCGGACUCGCCCUGGAGCUUAAGGAGCUUCAGACUUGA